Molecule: messenger RNA, 1203 nt
Organism: Fusarium redolens
Lineage: Eukaryota; Fungi; Ascomycota; Sordariomycetes; Hypocreales; Nectriaceae
Exons: 5
Coding region: 1-1203 (400 amino acids)
Source: RefSeq, a predicted model, not a curated record
AUGUCAACUACAGAAACCAAAACCAAGCCCCAGAAGACUGGUCUGCUUCAGCUACCCAAUGAACUUCUCUUCUUCAUCAUUGAAGAUCAGGAUAUGUGCUGGAAAGAUCAUUUCAACAUCCACCACGUAUCAUCUCGACUCUUUCAACUGACUUUCAAGCACGUAUAUAACGGCGAGAAAGACCUUUUCGAGCAUGCUUGCUCUCGCGCCGAUGUCGAGCUCAUGGUUGAAUGCCUCAAGCACAGAAACGUUCCCACCAGUCAACUUUGGGGACCCGUGUACCAGCCCAGCAUGUGGGUGCAAUGGUACGACAGAGCUGACGCUUUCAAGAAAGCGAAUCGGACACCACUUGAUGCCCUUUCAGAAGGGUAUCGUGAUGAUAAAUUCUCGUCAGAUCAAUAUAUCAAAGCCGCAGAGUGGUUGUUUGAUAACGGGUAUCAUACGCAACAGGUCAAAUGGAACAAGGGCUACGUAAUUAUGUCCGUUUCCCCACCCCUCCUGCUGACCAUGCUCUCAACAGCGACAGAUGCAGACCAUCAUCGAGGUAUCUGUCGGGUAAUUGAGAUCGACUACCUGCUCGGUCUCCUUUUCGAGGAUUUGUUUUGUCCCUGCAUUUUCAAAGGACACAACCCUGGCUUCUUUGCCGAUACCUUGGAGGCCAAGGUAAAAUUGCUGGCCAAGUAUAGCCUCACCAAUAGCGAUGAACAAACAGUACUUGAGGAUAUCCUUCAAGCUCUACGCAGGAUCGAAACAAGACACAGAGAGAAAGGCGGUCUCAACUUCGAGCGCGAUGGCAUAUGGUGCUGGCGCGAGCUUUGCGUCUCAGUCUGCUACCUCUCUGGGAAACACCUCCUCUCCUCACGAGAUCAUUUACUAAACGCGCUUGAAGCAUCUGGCUACAUGGCCUUUUGGAGGACAAUGAUUGCCAAAGAUGUUCGUGAUAAACUCGAUCCGUCCAAGUUCGAAGACAACACUGAAUGCGACUGGGCGAAUAUGCCUUUGGAGGCUUGGGAUAUUCUUCUAGUUGCCGACCGUUUUUGGGUUAAUGGGAUCACAAAAGGGGGUCGUCAUUAUUUUGGUCAGUUGGUUGAGAUUGAGACACACAACUGCUCCAGAGAGUGCAAGACCGGAGAGAAUCUCUAUGCUGGGUAUCAUCAACCUGCAGACACUGACAUUAUUGAUCUCAUAUACAUAUUCCCAUAA